CCUCCAUUUUCAGAUACAAAUCUUAGCUUCAUCACUUUCCAUUCAACAAUAUACACUAUGGUGAGUGAUGGUAAUAGUGUUGAAAAGUCAUUUAGAAUAAAACAAGAUGACAAGUUCUUUUCAAGGUUAAUGUCAAAGGAAACUUCCAUGGCUAAUUCUUCUUCAAGAGUCUUCUAUUAUGGUGAAUCUUCGGUUGCUGCUGUUCCGUUUGUAUGGGAAGAACAACCUGGUACUCCAAAACACCCUUUGUCUCAAACAUCAUUGUUGCCACCUCUUACACCACCACCUUCUUAUUAUUCUAAGUCCAAUCACAAUAGAAGAAGAAUAAUAAGAAGAAAUACUAGUUUAUCAAAAUCACAUAACAUGUUCUCAUGUAUUUUCCCAAUAAGGUUUGUGGAAAAGUCUAAGAAGAAGACACAUAUAUUAACAUCAUCAUCAUCAUCUUUGUCAUCACCAUCAUCAUCCCCAUCAUCAUCAUCAUCAUCAUCAUCUUCAUCAUCAUCAUGGUCAUUAGUGUAUCCUUCUACUUCUAAUUCCUCAUGUUCCAUCAAAGAUCAAGGAAGCCUCUCUUUCUCGGAGUACUCAAGAUCUAACAAUGAUGAAGAUGAUGAAUCUUUCUCCAAACAUAAGGGUUCAAAGGGAUUUAUUAGAGGCUGCUAUCUUUUUCGGAGGAGCAUUAAUUGAAGAAUAAUGAUGAUAAUGCAAUUUUAAGUCAUGUGCCAAAUGUAAUGUUAUAUGU
Molecule: messenger RNA, 739 nt
Organism: Arachis stenosperma
Lineage: Eukaryota; Viridiplantae; Streptophyta; Magnoliopsida; Fabales; Fabaceae
Exons: 1
Coding region: 58-684 (208 amino acids)
Source: RefSeq, a predicted model, not a curated record